Cyprinus carpio (common carp) is the source of this 4363-nucleotide messenger RNA. Its product is annotated as delta-like protein B. Gene Ontology annotation, cellular component: membrane. The record is from RefSeq and is a predicted model, not a curated record. Gene Ontology annotation, biological process: cell communication; multicellular organism development; Notch signaling pathway. NCBI's taxonomy places the organism in Eukaryota, Metazoa, Chordata, Actinopteri, Cypriniformes, Cyprinidae. Gene Ontology annotation, molecular function: calcium ion binding; Notch binding.
UAACCGCGUCCGUUCCUCGAGACAUCAAUGAAGACAAACCGCACUCGCUGAAGAACGAUGAGGACGAGUGAACGUUUCCUCUGAAGACACGGUGGACUUUAAUGGACCUGCCGAGGAUUUCGUACCAGGACAUCUAGCUGACAUCUCCAAAUACCUUGAAGCUCCAGAAGUAACGGAUGAAGAUACCUGUGUGUUCUUGUAAUAAAGUUUUGGAUUAACUGAGCGAGAUGGCGCAUCUGUCUUUGUACUGCCUGUUGUGUGUGUCGCUUUUGCAGUUGGUGGCUUCAUCGGGUGUAUUUGAGUUGAAAGUUGUCUCGUUCAGCACGACACGCCGCUUCUGCAGGAGGACGCGAGACUGCAGCAUCUUUUUCAGGAUUUGUCUCAAACAUUCAGAAGACGUCAUCUCCGCUGAACCUCCGUGCACCUUCGGAACCGGUCAGACAAAUGUCCUGCGAGCGGACCAGAGCUCUAUAGCCAACAGCGCAGCCAUCCGGGUGCCUUUCCACUUCAAGUGGCCGGGGACAUUUUCUCUUAUUAUUGAGGCAUGGAAUGCAGAGUCUCCUAAAGAGCAUCAUGACUACACAGAGAAUCAGAACAACCUGAUCAGUCGUUUAGCAACACGAAGACGAUUGACGAUUGGAGAAGACUGGUCUCAGGAUGUUCAUUUUGGGGAUCAGAGCGAGCUCCGUUACUCGUAUCAUGUUUUCUGUGAUGAAUUUUACUUCGGCGAGGCAUGUUCGGAUUACUGCCGUCCCCGUGAUGACACACUGGGACACUACACCUGCGAUGAGAAUGGGAACAGGGAAUGCCAGGAGGGAUGGCAGGGAGACUAUUGCUCUGAGCCCAUCUGCUCUUCUGACUGCAGUGAGCGGCACGGUUACUGCGAGUCACCUGGUGAGUGUAAGUGUCGUCUGGGAUGGCAGGGGCCAUCCUGCAGCGAGUGUGUGCAUUACCCAGGAUGCCUGCAUGGGACCUGCUCGCAGCCAUGGCAGUGUGUGUGUAAGGAGGGCUGGGGAGGCCUCUUCUGUAACCAGGACCUCAACUAUUGCACCAACCACAAACCCUGUGCUAAUGGCGCCACCUGCACCAACACCGGGCAGGGCAGCUACACUUGCACCUGCCGACCAGGAUAUGGGGGCACAAACUGUGAGCUGGAGAUUAAUGAGUGUGACUGCAACCCCUGCAAGAAUGGCGGCAGUUGCAACGAUUUGGAGAACGAUUACUCCUGUACAUGUCCUCAGGGAUUCUAUGGGAAGAACUGUGAGAUCAUUGCGAUGACUUGUGCGGAUGACCCCUGCUUUAAUGGAGGUACAUGUGAGGAAAAAUUCACUGGUGGCUAUGUCUGCCGCUGCCCCCCAGCCUUUACUGGAUCCAACUGUGAGAAGAGACUGGACCGCUGCAGCCACAAACCUUGUGCCAAUGGCGGUGAGUGUGUGGAUCUGGGCGCUAGUGCUCUGUGCCGCUGUCGCCCUGGUUUCACUGGCUCUCGCUGUGAGACGAACAUCGAUGACUGUGCCCGCUAUCCGUGUCAAAAUGCCGGAACCUGCCAAGAUGGCAUUAACGACUACACCUGCACCUGUACGCUUGGUUUCACCGGUAAAAACUGCAGCCUACGAGCAGAUGCUUGUCUCACAAACACAUGCCUCCACGGAGGAACGUGCUACACACACUUCUCUGGGCCAGUGUGUCAGUGUGUGCCUGGGUUCAUGGGUCCAAACUGUGAGUUUCCUGUGCAGGGAAGUAUGGAGCUGAUGGCCCCCCAGAUUGGUCAGACCUCACCUUCAGCAGUGGCGGUGUCAUGUGUGUUAGGUGUGCUGGCCUUGUUUUUGGGAGUGUGUGUGGGACUGGUGGUGAUCAGGAGGAGAAGGCAUAGACUGCGCAGACAGCAGCUGUGUGAGUCUGUGUUUAAUGAUUUGGAGACGGUGAAUAACUUGGACAGGCAGCACUAUCCCUAUGACAGAGACUUCAGUCAGGUGAAACCCUGCAACACUGAAGGCAGAAUCUCUUUGGCGGCUUCUCACACGCUGCCUGCUGGGCAGGACUUCCUGUGGAGUGCUGGAGGAGGACUUAGAUAAGGCAACACACACUUGUACACUCAUACUCUCGGUGUAGACACAAAUGUAGAUAAGUGAGCAUAUAUAUACACAGACACACAAACUCACAUGCAGGGAUAAGAAUUUGGAUGUAGCACUUGCUUUUGUCUUAAUUAUUAUGAAUGAAUGAAUAAUGCUUAAAUGGAUGAAUUAAAGGUGUAAUGACUGAAUAAGGCAUUGGAGCUUUGCCAUCUGUAUAGGUGGGAGACUCUGUAAACCAAAAACCAAAAGAAAGAAAUAAGCACAUCAUUGUGUGCUGGACUUUGUGAGUCUGUGUUUCCAUAUGAAGACAGACACAACUCCUAAAAGCUGAAACAGACUUAGGUUGCAGAACUCUAUAUGCAGAGAACUGAUAUCUUUAUACAAAGAUAAAGAAGUGAAAAUAACUCUAUACAAAGAGAACUAAGUAAGGAAAUACCUCUAUUGAAAGAGAAUUAGGUAAAUUAAACUUAAGAGCAUAAGGAUUAGGUCAAACUCUGGGCUCUGUAUAAGACUUUUCUCUUAUAAGGAUAAGAAUAUCACCUUUGAUUGUUUGCCAGGAUAUUGCCCGCAACAGGUGUUUUAAUAAAAAAAUAAAAAAAUAAAAUUGUGUAGAGAAAGGAAGCAAGCAACAGUCUGACCCAGAUAUGAUUAAACUAUGUUCUUCAGACCAAAUGGUAAGAUUUUGCUCCAGUUUUGUAUUGCGUAUUAAGCAGUGUGUUUUCUUCCUCGACUGGUAUGGGGAAAUGUAUCAUUGGUUCUUAUGUUAAAUUACAUAGAAUCAAUUUUCUUCAAUGGGGUUUAUGUCUAAUGAAUGUUUAUUUCUUUUGCCAGAUGUUUCCUAUUAAUUUACUCCUAGAUUUAUUUACUAUGUACUAUUUUGCAUUUUUGUACUUUUGCUUUCAAUCAUUGUCUUGUCUUUGUAAAAAAAAAUAUGAUUUAUGUUAAUUUAUUUUGUAUGUGUUUGUUACUUUAAUGAGAGAAAUAAAUUAUUUGAGAAACACUUUCUUUCAACUCUGUUCUUUUACAGUGUUUGAUUAAUAGCACACCAUUUAGUUUGGCAUUAACAUUUUGUCUCUUAAGUCAUUUUAAUGUAUCUUAUAACAAUUAAAAUAGCAGAAUGGAUUAAUAAUAAUAAUAAAAAAAAAAUUCUAUCCACGAUCAUCUGACUUUCCUCCAAUCAAGUUGAGUGCGUGCCACACAGCGUUCAGCUUUAUUUGUCCGCGCGCCCCUCCAAGUGCUCAUUUUCAGACAAGCACGGGCACAUGAAACAUGGCUAAAGAGAUACAUACCGGUUAUUCCCCGGACUUAGACAACGCUCCAGAAGAGCACGGGAUCAACUUAAAUAAGCGGCAAUCACGCGUUACGGUAAAAUACAACCGCAAACAGCUUCAGAAAAGGUUGGACGUAGAGCGAUGGAUCGAUGAAGGGUUGGACAAGCUGUACGAGGGCAAGGACAUGCCAGAGGAAGUAAAUAUUGAUGAUUUGUUGGAUCUUCCGAGUGAUGAAGAGCGAACACACAAACUACAGGUUCUUCUGCAAACCUGCACUAGUAGGACUGAGGCUUUUAUUGCCGAGCUGUUGCAGAAGCUGCGUGGUCUCCAUAAACAGGAAGAGUUGCAGAAUGAGGGAAUUGAGCAUCCCUGUCUCCAUGCUUACCCCCAUCACCAUGGCAACAUCCAUCAUCACAGAGGCAGCCAUCAACAUCCAACACAUCAGACAUUGUGAUUGCAGUUUGGAUAAUAACACAUACUCAGGACACGCAUACAAUGUAUCCAACUGGUUUAGCAGCUCAGUAACUGUGAGGUGUUUGUUUGCCAACUCAUUAAUGUGGUAUAUUAGCAGGUUUCUUGGUUGCUUGUUGACCGGGUUAUGAUUGAUUAGUGAAACUAGCAGUAUGUAAUUUACAUUUAAAGCUUAAUCUGGUGAUAUUGGUUGUUUUCAGGAUUCUUUGUCUCCACAAAUUCACAAUAAUAUACUAAAACAUGUUAACAAGGGAAACAAUUUAACAAGGAGAACAAUAUCAGCAGUCAUUAUAUCUAUGGACAUAUUAUUAAGGUUAAUAAUGUUUAUGAAUUGGUAGAUUACAUGCAAUAAAUGUUUAAUAAAAGUGACAAUUAUUUUGAAUUUGUGUGUAGUGUUAAUGGAAGGUGAAGGUGAGAGUGAUGUUGAGCUGGGGUGUGCUUUAACAUAUCGUCCACCAGAGGGAGCAGUAAUACAGUUUUAUUUAGUGUUUUAUUUUAGCAAUUUAAUGAAGACUCUGUUAAUAUAAAUGUAAACGAUUUUGAGAC